Penicillium manginii is the source of this 6921-nucleotide messenger RNA. RefSeq lists its product as uncharacterized. The record is from RefSeq and is a predicted model, not a curated record. Bases 1 to 6921 code for a protein of 2306 amino acids. Gene Ontology annotation, biological process: replication fork processing; double-strand break repair via homologous recombination. Lineage: Eukaryota; Fungi; Ascomycota; Eurotiomycetes; Eurotiales; Aspergillaceae. The transcript is spliced from 3 exons. Gene Ontology annotation, cellular component: Cul8-RING ubiquitin ligase complex; nucleus.
AUGUCAGUUGAAUGGCGGGAACGAGGGUUUGUCCCGGACUCCGAUGAAGAGGAAGAGUUCGAUUCUCUCAACACGAAUAAAGAGAAUAUUGGCGAUCAGAAUGAUGCUAUAGCAGAUGAUAUCGACUUGAAUUAUAUCUCUAUUCCGCCGUCAAUACCGAAAUCCGAAACUGAAGACAGCUCCAAGCAACAGCAUCGCGAACAUAGUCAGGAUGGAUCGACAGCGCCCUUGGAUGACGACCAGGAACGGGUUGACGCUGAACGAUAUGAGAAGGGCUCGCAGGAACUGGUUUCGAGUUCUACAACUCCAAACUCUCCAACUGUGACUCCCCUCCCGCAAGCGGGCACAGUUUCCAAUGAAAGCUCAAGAACAGCAACACCUAUUGCAACACCUGCGAAACGAGCACCAGGACCUCGCCGAUCCGCCAGGGCAAGUCGCGGAACUCCUUCGGUCGAAGAAGCCAACCAGAGCAAAGAUAUAUGGGAUAUUCCCAGCUCGCCUGCCCAGAGGACUAGGUCCUCUAAGAAAACACGAAGUCAAACGCCGACACCGAAAGAUACGCCCUCUGCGAAACCCCGCCGGACUCGGGAUAAUGCACAGGCUGAUACACCAUCAGCGUCGAUACGCCAUAUAGAUACGCCAUCACGAGACUCUUCGCCGGAUGAGUUGAUGGUCCUUGUGCCUUCACCACGGAAGCCGCUUGCCAACACACCCAGCAAUAGACCACACGAACCGAAUGAACCAGCCAGGUCGGAUGAUGAGUCUUCUUUAUCCUCGGCAAAAUCAAAUAUCUCUGUUCCGUCCCCAGGCCAUUCGCAGAUUGAGAAGGAUACUACAACUGAAGCAAAUGAGGAGGACAAUUUGGCUCAAAUUCUACCAGGCCUCGAAAUCCCCGAGGAGUUUCAGCAGCCAUCUUCUCAGCCAGAGCUUCCACAGGAGAAAACUGUUCAGCGAGGCGUGCAAGAUGAUAUCCAGAUCCAUAUACCAGAUCUUCAGCAGGAAUAUGGCCAGCGACCCACUCGAUCUCUUCGAACUCAUAAACCCGCACAGGUGAACCCUUAUACGUGGGAACUUGCGCAAUAUCAGAGACAAAUGAAAUCUGCAGGAUUGCGGUCCGUUAGAUUGCACGCCGAGCCGUCUCAGCCUCAGCCCGCUGAAAUCACGGACGAGAGCCAAGGGCUAGAUGCCUUCAAUCCAAAUGCUAUACGGUCAAGUCCUCCUGCAGAAGAGUAUCUUCCUGCGCCGAAGCCGAAACGAAGAAACGAAGCGGAAACGAAUACACCACGCACUCAAAACCAUGAGAAUCAUUCUCUAACCAUUAGACGGCGACAGUCCACCAAGCGAAGAAAGAGGUCUCGCUCUGGAGCCUGGCAUGAUGGUACACAUCUUGUCAGCAACGACCCACAGCCUCAUGUAUUCAUCAGUUCCACUCCCCCGGGAGUCCGCCGCAGCCCGGUGGCUUAUCUUCAGCGUCACGAACACCACGCGCUUCAGAAAUCUUUCGAUUUCCCCCCCGGCUUCACACCCCCUCCUACCACAACCCCGAACUUUGAUUCUUUGGACGUGACCCCACACAAUGAUGAACCCGCAAUCGUUGAUCAAGAAGAGUCGGCUGCUUCUUCAGAUGAGGUAGAAAACUCCGAUUCUUCUGGCCCAGAGCUAGAGACUGCGGAGGAACGUGAGAUCCGAAGACUGUCACGACAGACCCGGGGUGUUCUUCCGGCAUCGUGGCAUAGAAUCGAUGCACAGAAGCGGUCCCAAAACCAGAAAGCCUUACAGGCAAGCCGCCAUGCUGCUCAGCGAGAAAACACAAAGGGUGUUGCUAAGAAAGUGUUACGAAGAAGUGGGCAACCUGUACGCCCAAGCCAAAUGAAUUUCGGAGAUGACGAAAGUGAUGAAGAACCCCAGAGCACGCGAACCCCGCAAUUAAACGAAGUGAAUGCGGGUGAAGCACUCAACAGAAUUGUUGGGUUCGAAAAUCCCUUCGGUGAAGCUGAAGAGGACGACAACUUUGAGGAUAACCGUGUUGAUUACAUGCUUCCGCCCACAAGUCGCGCCAAGCGCAGCAGUCUCAAACGCGCUCAUCCUAAAGAAAGCUCGAGUGCGAAAGAGAGAAGAUUGAAGAAAUCUCGACUUCAGAAGCAAACAAGAAUCACUGAUUCUUCCUAUGGGAGCCGACGAACCAAACGACCGUCCACAAAAUCAAAAUCAGCACCCCGGCUGGGAAUUUUGGAUGCUCCUGAUGUUGCCAAUCAGCCUCAUAAAGAACAACCACAGUUUUUGAGAGUUGCAGCGAGGCGAGCUCGCUCGCGUCAAGACGGAGGCAGACACAGUCCGACUCGAAAAUUCCUGCAACUGGGCUCGAAACGUGACACGGCCGAUGCAAAUGAGUCCCUCGGGGCAUGGAGACGAGGAGCAAUUCCGCAGACCAAGAUCCAGCGGCCUCGACCGAAGCCUCGCAAAACACCGACAGCCGCGAGGCUUUCAAGUAACCGCCAUCGGGAUCCAGCAUCUUCUCGCACCAUUUCCCUGUUAUGGAGACUGGAGACCCUCUCCGGCAUCGACAAUGAUUCUACGCAUGGGCAACUGGCAGGUGGAGCCAACUCUCUUCCGGUGGAAGCAUCCAACAGCGAUACGGCACAAGCGCGAUCUAUGCAUGCAGAAAAACGAGGGCACCAGUGGAUGAUCCAACGGAAUAAUGCAAUCUCAUCUUUGCGACGAAACAGCGCCCGCCCUGCCGUCGGAAGUCUGACAGAGCGCAGUGCAGGCCAGCCAGCAUCUCGAGCAAUGUUCCGACAAACACUGACUGUGCUCAACCGAGAUUAUCGGCAUAGAAAUUCAUCUUCAUCUCGGACCUUUAAGCCAAGCUUAACCCUCGACCGCUACAUUUCAGAUGUUGGACCAGCACAGCUGCCACCCACAGUCGUUCCCCACCACACCCCUCUCACAGAACCGGUUGAAGUUCAGCAAAGUCGCCGUCGCUUGAAAAAGCGCCCGCCCAACCGUGUCAAUCUUACCUUGGAUGAGUUCUUGCAGGAUGCAGAACAAACGACACCAAUUUCUGGUGAGCUGGAUGUUUUCGCCUCAACCGGUUCCGAACCAUUGCGUACCUCCACUUUCAACGUGGGAGGUGGCAUGUUCAAUUGGCAGCGUUCAUAUCCACUAGACUUUGGGGCAUUGCCGCUGCGUAGUGGCACCUUUUUCCACGAGUCCACAUUUAUAGGGUGUGGGGAAUUUGCACGAUCAGUACAGAUUCUCAAGCGGGACUUGGAUCGAGAUGCAGGGGUUUGUUCCAUACCGUUCAAAGACCAGACCUUCCGAUGGGGAGCAUGGAGUGAUAAAGUAUCCUCUGAAAUGGGCGUCGCAUUCGAUUCUAUUGUGGGGGAUGUCGAAUCACUCGGUUACUCAGUUUCUGAAGCAACCCCAUCAUCACAGCUGGCGUUGUCAUCUCUCACAUUGCGAGCAUUAAUUUCCUAUGUCUCCGAUCAUUUGACGUUCGCCGAUCCUAUCGACCGCACUGGCUUCCUUAGUCGAUCCCUGUCGUUAGCUGUCAAGCUAAGAGACCCAAUUGCUUCGACUCUUGCAGCAAGCAAUGUCGAUGAUAAGAAUAUCGCCAGCAUCGCUUGCUAUAACAUGGUAUUCGCAAACCAGAUUCGGCAGGUCGCAACCCAUGAACUCGUCAGCCCUUCUCUCAACAAGGAAGCACUGGAUCUGGUCAGGCUUUGUGUUAAGGACACAAUCAGAUCAAUUCUAAGUCAAGCCGGGAGAGCCGAAAUCAAGCGUCUACUGGAGGAAAAUGAAGACGACCACGGACGUGAAAUGGGGAUUCGAGAGGAAUUCCCAUCUGCAGAAGCAUGUGUCAUCGUCGAUCAACUUUUGCGCUCUUCGGAUGUAUUCGGUGGGGUGCUCGAGGACCACGAGGUCGAGGCCUAUACCGAGGGCAUCAUUCGCAAUAGAAAUGAUAUCGGGAAUCUGGAGAUCGCGUGGCGUAGCUUGUUUAUGAACUUGCCCCUCCACGAUAUUGACAAACAUGGCAUCGCCCGUCGAGAACUUCGGUUCAAAGUGAAACAUGACAACUGGAUUCUCGUCAAAAAGCUCCUCUCCCCGGUAUUCGAAAGCUACGACAUUCAUUCUGCGACCCAGACGAUAUCGUACAACGCUUACUGCCGGACACUUUUUCAAAGAUGUCACCGUCUGAUCAACUCCUGGGGCUGGAGAGACUGCAAACCCAUCCUUGACACUCUCUAUGACUUCUUCGCCCAGAAAACUCUCUAUAAUCUGAAAUUCGAAGAAAGCCGUGGAUCACCUUCUUUCCUCGAUGAACUUGACCAAAAUCCUUCUCUAGAAAUCCGAGUUGGAGAACCGACAUUUCACACUCUACUGAAGAUCAUCGCAAGUGGGCUGCGCUUUUUGUCUAAGCGCUACGACAAUAAGAAAAUUCGAAACUUCGCCUGGCGCCUCCUACCUAAUCACGGACGCAUGUACCCGAAAGAAGACUCUCUCCGCCACGAGGAUCUCGAUGCAUUGAGGAACCACCAUGACCUUCUCUGUACCUUAUACUGGGUUGUCCCUGAUGGUUACCGACCCCGAUUGGAAACUAUCAGAGACCUCGUCAAUCCGGCAACUUCCCACCGCGAAACAUGCGGUAUCAACCUACGAUCCUGGACGAGACUUGUUCGAUUCAAGUUGUCUACCGACGAGGAAGUUUCGGGCCUAGACCCAUUUGCCGAUUGGCACAGCCAUUUCGUCAACGAGCUUCGGAAGCAGCAUAUCCUUGCCAGGAACGAGAUUGAAGCUCAGCGCAAAGAAGGGGAGUGGAUCACCGAACAGCUCAUCGAAACUACCAUUUCUGAAAACCAACGACAAAUUGAAAGUUUGCUGAGCAUGGCACUCAGUGGCUUGCUUACUGCUGUUGAGCGGGCGCCAACGUUGGACCAUGCACACCGACUGAUCUUGAAAACCCCCUUCGAGGCCUUGCUGUCAUUAUUUAAUCCGAAGAUCUCGCGAGUCAACGUUGUUGUAUCCGAGGCUCUUGCAGUGAUUACGGCGUACACUCGGAAAGAUGGUAAUGGUUCAUCGCUUGCAAAUGAUUUUUCGGUGCCAACGGCGCUUCCAGCUCCAGAAGACGAUAGCCAAGAAUAUGGAGAUUGGGAUGACAUCGAUGCUGUUAUGGUCGAUCAAACAAUUCUCAGCGAAGGGAUUGAAUAUGUUCAGUCUGAUCUUCAUCCCAUCGUCUUUCGCCUGGUCUCCAACUGCUUUGGAGAAGACCGUUGCCCAGAUGAUGGGAUCCUUUUAAGUACUGUGGAAUGCUGGACGUCAGUUGCUCAGGUAUUGGUACGUCAUGGCCUCAAGCGCUGGGAGGAUUAUCUCGAUCCUCACGGUGAUAUGUCCUGGGAAAGACUUCGCGAGACGGUUCAAACCCGCAAAUUCUCUUCCCAAUUUCUCGCUGCUUGCAUUGAAAAGAAUUCUCGAAUACUCUCUGACUGCCGGAUGCUUGUUAUGGGGAUGUGGAUCACAUCAUUGAUGGAGCGAUCUUCCCUACUGAAAUUCCAGCAUCGCUUGACAGAAGCUCUGCUUAAUGGUCUUCCGGAUGAUCCGCUACUUCAAAACCUUCCUUUUUACAAGGAAAAGAAGGCUGAUCGAUAUCAGCUAACGAUUGAAGAGCUCUCUCAACGUCGCAUCUCGCUUAUAUCUAGCGUCCUGUCGAAUAUGCGCGAACAUGUUCUGGGGAUGGAAUCCUCAGCUGAUCGGAAUCUCUCUGUCACAAAAAGAGAAUACUCGGAAAUUCUUGAGAAAAUGAUGAGUGCGAUGAAGAAGAACUAUCGUGAGCUCGGCAAUGGGGCCGUGGAAGCCGCCCGGGGUGCCUAUGUCGACUUUGUCCACCGGAUCAUCCGAUUCCUUCAAGAACUUACAAACGACAUCAAAGCCGUGGAUCCCUUCUUCACGAACCCUGCGCUGUUCCCCCUGCCGUCCUCGGAUCCUCAAUACGUUGUUGCAAGGUUAAAGCGCUACGAACCCAAGCUCUCUUCCCAACAGGGCCUUCAGGCACUGAUCAUGUUUACUCAAGGCAUUGUUGAACGUGCCGUUCUGGAGGGCCAACAGGAUCAUCUCACCGAGCAACUGCACGCAGCUAUGGCGAACACAUACGAGGCUGGCGACUCCGACAAACCCACACUCCGAGCUAUCCUUCUACAAUGCAUUUUCCCUGACUACAUUGAACUCGCGUUCAGUGCUCGUCCCGCCUGGCUCUUAAGUCGAUCCAUAAUCCGGAGCAUGACACUUGUUUUCAAGGAGUUGCUGUUUGUUAUGGACGCCACGGACUCGAGAUGCGUUUCCUCCGUGCUUGGAAUCUUCGAUGCGGUCUUUUGCUCUGCGUAUCGCGCUUUGCAGCCGCUUUCACAUCGCCCGACUGUUUUACAGAAUACAUGUACUCUCGUGAUGCUCACUGCUUUCGUUGAAAUGGUAUCGUCGACUCUUGUCGUGGUGGACUACAUCGACCGCUUGACUGGUAUUUCUGAAGAAACUGUGUCAUAUAUCCAGUGGUUCCGGGACUUUGCCGCCAGUGUGCUCGGCCAUGUGAACGAUGCCAGCGGCGCGGGUGCGAUGUCGGAAAUGGCGAUUCGGACAGACUUGGGCCUGCAGCCCUUGGGAACAUCCCCAAGCUUACCGUCGCAUCUCGUUGCGACCCGCACAAUUGCUUUCGAGGAGCAUCAGUCUUGUCUUAAAAACUGGUCCGAGCAUGGUGGUAGGUACUACCACACUCGAAGCGGACAUGACUCAAAGGAAGCUGUCCUUGAACCUCAAAUUCAGUUCCUCGUUGAAAGUGACACGGAAGCCAGGAAAUCACUGGGUGCUGCUGUGGGCGAGUUCCUGAACCGAAUCGAUCAGCUUGAUUUUUUCCCAGAUGAGCGGGAAGAGUGA